AUAAUUGUAGCAUUCUGGUCCACUCUGUGCUAGCAUUACACCAGACAAAACAAAGUUGCUUUAGGUCAAGUUAGGUAAACAUAAUUUUCUUGUAAUUAGUGGCUAAAUUUGGGUUUAAAUGUGCCAGGUAAAAUAGAAAAACAAGAUAAAAAGACGUUAAAUUAUGGUGCACACUAGACACUCCUAUAGUAAAGAUGUCGAGGACUUUACGGCCAUUAAUGGACACAAUAAUGAUGUUAAUGGAUAUGAAGAAAAUAGCAUUGAGCAGGAACAAGAGAACACGGAGAUUUUAAAUGAGAACGAGAAUAAUGAUAGAAAAGACAUUGAAGAGAAGGAAGUUGGGAAUAAAAACUCUGAUUUAAAACCACGGAAAAGAAGUGGACGAGGAAUGGUUGGAUUGUAUGAUAAUAUUGAUUUCCAUGACAGUUAUCACAGACGAAGCUUGAGAAAUUUGGAAAGACGAAGGGAACAAUUAAAGCGACGACCUGCGAAGAUACAGGAUAUGGAGAAAAUAAGAACACACCCGUAUGAUCACAAAUCGAAUCGUAGAAUGAAACGUUCUUCAAGUUUACGAUUUCAAAAUUUUGGAUCAGGUAUUAUUCGAAGAAGUGAUCGUCAACCAAAAAAAGUUUUUGAAACAUUUAAUGAAUCCGAAAUUCAAAGGUCUAUUGAAAGAAAACACCAAGAAAUGUUGGAAAUGGAGCAAGCGAGUAUGUAUGACUCUAUAAAAAGACGAAGAGGUGACGAAGAAGACACUCAAGAUGAUGACGAUGAUGAAGAAGAAGAAGAAGAUAGUGAUGAGGAAAGCGAUGAAGAGGAGGGGAGUGCGGAAGAAGACGAAGUCCAUGCAUAUAGUUUGAGAAAAACCAAACCAAAGACUAAUUAUUAUCAAGCUCCUCCUCUUCACUCAAACCGGCAGCGAAGAGGUGUUAUGUACGAGGUUCGAUCUCCAUUGCAUAAAGUCAAACAUAUGAAAAGAAUACCUCAGCAUGCUUCAUCACCCCAUCAUAGACGUUAUAAACGUAGAAGAAGAACUUCCUCUACAUCCUCAUCAGAUGAUGAAGCUGCAUUUGAAAGACGCAAAGCAAAAAGCAUGAAUCAAGCUAGAAUGAGAUGUCUUCCCAUGAAUUUUCAAUUAGAUGACAUGACUGGAGCUUUACGCAAUAGAGAAAGAGCGAAUGCAAACCCAAUGGGCUCCAGUCUUGCUGAUGUCGACCCAAUGACAAUUGACAGCAAGACAAACUUUUCUGAUGUUGGUGGUUUGGAUCAUCAUAUUCGAGCUCUUAAGGAAAUGGUUGUUUUCCCACUGCUAUAUCCUGAAGUGUUUCAAAAAUUUAGCAUUUCACCACCCAGAGGAGUUUUGUUUUAUGGACCACCUGGAACUGGAAAAACUUUAGUUGCAAGAGCAUUGGCAAAUGAAUGUAGCUCUGAAGGCAAGAAAGUUGCUUUCUUCAUGCGCAAAGGAGCUGAUUGUUUGAGUAAAUGGGUUGGUGAAUCAGAAAGACAGUUGCGUCUGCUGUUUGAUCAGGCUUAUCAGAUGCGACCAUCAAUAAUAUUUUUUGAUGAAAUCGAUGGCAUUGCUCCUGUACGCUCUACUCGUCAAGAUCAAAUUCAUAGUUCUAUUGUCUCAACAUUACUUGCGUUGAUGGAUGGUCUGGAUGCACGAGGUGAAAUUGUGGUAAUUGGAGCUACAAAUCGGUUGGAUGCAAUUGAUCCAGCGCUACGUAGGCCUGGUCGAUUUGAUCGAGAAUUUUUGUUUUCGUUACCAAAUAAAACGGCAAGACAAAAAAUAUUUGAAAUUCACACAUCUGCAUGGCAGCCCAGGUUGAAUAAAGUAUUUCUUUGCGAACUGGCAGAUAAAUGUGUGGGGUAUUGUGGUGCUGACAUAAAAGCUCUUUGUACUGAAACUGCGCUGUUUGCAUUACGUAGAAGAUAUCCACAAAUAUACGAAACAAAUAAAAAACUUGUUCUGGACAUGAACGAAAUUAAAGUUGCUGCAGUGGAUUUUAAAAACGCCAUGAAGACAAUAACACCAGCUUCUCAUCGUUCUUCGCUAUCACCUGGUAGAUCUCUUAAUGAAAGUCUGAAACCAUUACUUCAAUCCUGCAUUGAUAAAGGACUUGCAGUAUUGAAUAAAAUAUUUCCCCCUGGGCAGAAGAUACAGGAUCACGCGUUGGAGGAUGCUAUCGAUUUUGAUGAGGAUGAAGCACCUAGUAUAUUUGAAAAACCUAAAUCCAGACAGCGUAGUCAUGCAGUAGUGGAAUCAUCUGGAGAAUUUUUAAAAACAAGCAUGCAGACCAUGGAUGCACAAGUAAUACACAGGCCUCGUUUACUUGUUUUUGGCAAAAGUGGCAAUGGUCAGACAUCCUAUAUAGCUCCAGCGUUUUUAUACGCCAUGGAGCAUUUAACCACGCAUAUGCUUGAUCUUCCAGCUUUAUUUGGCACUUCCUCACGUGCUCCUGAAGAAGCCGUUGCUCAGGUAUUUCGUGAAGCCAGAAGAACAACUCCCAGUAUAAUAUACCUGCCGCAUAUUGAUAUUUGGUGGAGCUCAGUCCAAGAAACUACCAAAGCUACUUUUAUGACUCUGUUACACGACAUUCCUUCUAAUUCUCCUUUGUUAUUUCUGGCAACAGCGGAAGUGGCAUUUUCAGAUUUACAAGAAUCGAUUCAAGACUUAUUUUCCUCUAUAAACAACGAGUUGAUUGAAAUCUCGUCUCCGACCUCCUCUGAUCGUUACACAUUUUUUAAAGAGCUGUUGUUGGUUCAUGCUUUGAAGAAACCGAUCGCCGAAAGUACAGAAAAACGACAUCAACGUACUGAAGUUCUUGCAGUUGCUAGUCCCGCGAAACCACGCGAGCUAUCAGCAGAAGAAUCAAAAAAAUUAGUUGAAAGUGAAGAAGCUACGCUAAGAGAGUUACGAUUGUUUUUACGUCAAGUGGUUUGGAAGUUGUUAGCUGACAGAAAGUUCAAAGAGUUUUCCAAACCUGUUGAUUUAGGAGAGGUCGAUGAUUACUUAGAAGUGAUCCAACAGCCAAUGGAUUUAUCGACAGUAAUGACACGCAUAAACGCACAUCAUUAUCACACCUGCGCUCACUUCUUAGAAGAUGUUAACUUGAUCACAAACAAUUGUUUGGAAUACAAUCCUGAUAAAGACCAAUACGAUAAACUGCUGAGAAACCGUGCUUGCGAACUGAGAGAUGUCGCUCAUGCUUUUGUCCACAAUGACCUUGAUCCUGAAUUUGAAAAACUUUGUAUUGAAAUACAUCAAAGUCGAAUUAAUAGAGGUUAUGAUGUCAAUGCGAAUGCUCCAUCAUUUUUGAAAGUUAUAUCUAAAUCGAAAAACACUAAUACAUCAACGAUGGAGGUAGAUGAGGGUAACACGUCGUCAACAAAGCCUGUUGUAGGUGACCCAACAGGACCAAGGUUUAGCCGCCGAGUGCGUGGAUUAAGUGAACCGUAUGAAUUUGAUACUUCCACGUUAGAUCUUAUUGAGAAAAAUAAGCGAGCAGCAAAGAAAAUAUUAAAACCAACUUCAGAAGUGUUAGAUACAAAUGAUAAUUCAACGUGUUCUGUGCCGGACGAACCACAGAUUGAAGAGAAUUCUGUUAAAAAUACUGUAGAGGAUGAGCAAGCGUCAUACCAACAUAAAAAUGAUGUGGAAAUAACUAACACAGAAGAGAAAAUUGUAGAUAAUGUAAAAAGAAAUUUAGAAUUUCAAGAAGUGAAACAAUCCGAAGUUCCCAACCUCGUAGAAGAAGCGGUGGAUUUAUUAUCAAAGUUAGUCGAGAAUACAGACGGGUGUACUGUGCAAACAUUAGAACGUCUUUACACAGAUUUGUGUCGCUGUAUACACAGUCACAAAGAUGAAGAUAAUAGAUACAUUGUAUUAUUGGAUUUGCAAACGGUAAUCGAAAGAAUUCAACAGCAUCAAACGUCAUGAAAUGUGAUAAGAAAAGUAUUCUCUGCGAGAGAGUGUCCAAUCUGAUGCCAGGAUUUCAUCAAAAGUUGCGUUCAGUGAUAUUCUACCGAGACAUUUAUUAUGUAUUUAUGCAAAUACAUCUUUAUGUAUUGAACUUUAUAAGUUUUUUUUCGAAAUACCGUAAUUUGUUUCAAUCUUCUAAAUACCGUAAUUUGUUUUACCGUAAUUUGAUUUGAUUGACCACACUUUUAUAGGUGUAACUCGCGAAGCUCAUCCCACGAACAAGACCUAAAAAAAACCGGAAAUGUUUGAGCUCACCAUGUUAAGAUAUUUAUACGCAUGCGUACAAUUAAUUGGAAUGUUUUAUUUUAUUCCAAAAUUAGUUGCUACCAUUUAAUAUAUUAUUUAUUUUAGCUUGUAAUAAUUCAAACGAAUAUGAAAAUCGAAAUUUUUGAAUGUAUAUGUUUACAUAAAAACCUUCAAAAUAUUUUUGAUUUUUUUCUUCAUACGUCCGUUCCCAUGUUCACUAAAGAAAAUUUUUCUAUAACUUUACCUAUGGACAAACACACUGAGAUACUUCUGGAACAAGCUGUUUUGUAAAAAAGAUACAUUUUUCUCCCUUCAACAAAUUGUGCCUACUCUUUACAAACAUCGAUACAAGGUCAAUAUUUAAAUUUGUUUAAUUGGAACCUCUACGUGGGAGAGCACAUAAUUGUCAAAAGCUACAAUGAGUUGUAGAAGAAAAAAUUUAACGAAAGAAAUUUUUCAAAUUUACAUUUGAAGAAUUAUUUUCGUAGGGUAAGUGAUCGUAAGUUAGAGAUUAUGUAAUGUUGUUAUAAAUACAUUUUAAAAUCAGAGCAAUGUGCGCUAAUUAUGUAAAAAAGAAUCAGUCAUUCCAUCCUUAAUUAGCUCCUCAUCAAUAGAGUAAUUAUAGUUGAAUCAUAUAAAACGGCUUUA
Messenger RNA from Hydractinia symbiolongicarpus, 4876 nucleotides. Its product is annotated as ATPase family AAA domain-containing protein 2-like. Gene Ontology annotation, molecular function: ATP binding; histone binding; ATP hydrolysis activity. Bases 164 to 3940 code for a protein of 1258 amino acids. The transcript is spliced from 21 exons. NCBI's taxonomy places the organism in Eukaryota, Metazoa, Cnidaria, Hydrozoa, Anthoathecata, Hydractiniidae. Gene Ontology annotation, cellular component: nucleus. Gene Ontology annotation, biological process: positive regulation of transcription by RNA polymerase II. The record is from RefSeq and is a predicted model, not a curated record.